This is a messenger RNA of Nelumbo nucifera (sacred lotus), 2270 nucleotides long. Its product is annotated as protein WVD2-like 5. The record is from RefSeq and is a predicted model, not a curated record. NCBI's taxonomy places the organism in Eukaryota, Viridiplantae, Streptophyta, Magnoliopsida, Proteales, Nelumbonaceae. Gene Ontology annotation, molecular function: microtubule binding.
ACUGUCGUCUCGAUCGAAUGAAACGCGUUGGCAAAGGAACUUUGAGUUUCUGAGAGAGGUCCCUCUUGUUCAAAAGUAGAAGAAGAAGGAGAGAGAGAGAAGAAAAGGAAUUUAUAUUUAUAAAAAACAAAUCUGCUUUUCGGUUCGAAUCCGUACAUUCAUGGCGCUGCUGAUCGGACUUAAAGCAUCGUCUCCUUCUUUCCGCUAUUACCCACUUUAGCAGAGUAGCGAAUUUCUCAGAUCUUUCCGUUCCAUCCCAAGCCUCUCUGAUUCAACUUUUGGAGAUUUCUUUCUUCCCAAUCCAAGCGAGCCUUAAUGGCGUUUUGUUGUUGGAAUGUUGUACGUAGUGAGAAAUAGAUGCUGAUAAUAUUAUAAUCAGUGGUGGGAGCAAUAUGAGCCAUGAAAAUGGUGUUCUUGAGCAGCUUCCUUGCCAAGUUAACGGGACAAUCAAUUGUGAUGUAAAGACUGCAUCUCCAGGUGAAAGUUCAGAAAUUGUGCCCCAGUUAGAAGAGAGCUUGGCUUUAAGUUCUGCUACAGAGAAUGUUCAAGACAGAUCAAUAGAUACUGCAUCUYCAGAUGAAAGUUCAGAAAUUGUGCCCCAGUUGGAAGAGAGCUUGGCUUUAAGUUCUGCUACAGAGGAUGUUCAAGACAGAUCAAUAGAUACUGCAUCUCCAGAUGAAAGUUCAGAAAUUGUGCCCCAGUUAGAAGAAAGCUUGUCUUUAAGUUCCACUACAGAGGAUGUUCAAGACAGAUCAGUAAUCCAUGUGGACAGCAACGGUUUGGUCAUAGAUAAGGAAUUAAGUGGAGAAGACAAAGAGCAGACAGACCAUCACAAACCACAGAAAGGUCAAAGGAAGAGCAAGAAUGAGAAGCCCUCUAGCACUAAAGUUGGUGUGGCAACCUCGGUGCAAAAGACCAAAGAUGGAAAACAUGUGGAGGCAACAUCUUCUGCUCUAAAUGGUUCAGUUACCUCAACUGUGAGGUCAAAGCAGUCUGUUGCACCUGCAACCAACUGGAAGUCAAUUAAUGAUAGGCAAUCUGUUGAAGGAAAUGCAAGUUCUGAAUCAAGCAGGCCAACAAAAUCUUCUGCAACAAGUACUGCCCAGAAAUCCCAGCAACAUGGAAAAUCUGUUUCAGCUCCCAACAUGAAUGUUUCACAGUCUGAAGGCCCGAAGGAGCAAGGCAAGCAUCUGAAAACACUGAAGGAAGGAGUAUCCACUAAAGUUGAAGAGAACGCAAUUUCCACUUCUCUAAGCCCCAAAGCAGGAGGUCCAAAAACCCGAAGAGUGGGAAGUUUACCUUCCUAUGGCUUUAGUUUUAGGUGUGAUGAACGAGCUGAGAAAAGAAAAGAGUUCUUCUCAAAGCUUGAGGAAAAGAUCCAUGCAAAGGAAGUAGAGAGAUCAACAUUACAGGCCAAAUCCAAGGAAACUCAAGAAGCAGAGAUUAAGUUGCUCAGGAAGAGCUUGACCUUUAAAGCGACACCAAUGCCAAGUUUCUACGAGGAACCUGCACCUCCCAAGGUGGAGUUGAAGAAGAUACCACCAACAAGACCCAAAUCGCCAAAGCUAGGUAGGCAUAAGAGCUUACCUGUGGAAAAAAAUAAGAGCUUACCUGUGGAAGGUUCUGAAGGAAAUAGCAGUCACAGCAGUAGAACUGGCAGGCUGAGUCUUGAUUCGAAAAGCUCCCAAAAUGGCUUUGUGAAGGGAAAAUCUCCUGUACAAACCAAGAAGCCUCUGAGAAAGUCUCUUCCUAAACUGCCCUCGCAAGAGUCUACGUUAACCAGUGUAACAGAUGAUGCCACAGAAAAGGAGUCUGUUGCAGUUGCUGUCCCAAAUGAAAGUGUGUCCAGUCCAAAUAACGAGCCUAUUGCUGAAGAACAUACAUCACCCUCAAAGCAGGAGCCCAUUGGUGAACCAAUUGCUUCAGAGCAGCAGUAAAAAUCGAUAUGCACCUGCAUACUCUGGAACAUCAAUACUAUCUUUGCCUAAAUUAAGGAAGGUAUGAAUAAGACUGGAAAUCUGGAAUUCAUUAUCAAUAGAGUGAAGGAUUUCGUAUUAUGGUUGUAUUGUGCUCUUGUUCAUAGUCCGCUUUAAGGUUGCUUGGUUCUUUACAUGGUUGCUUUUGUGAUUGCUGGUCCAGUUGAAUAGGACUUGCACUCUACUUGCAGCAUUGUAUUAUUAUUUAUAGGGGUUUUCUUCUUACCAUUUUCAAUUUUAAUUUGAAUAUAUUUUUGGUUGCUGAGUAUUAAAUGCUAAAUUACACUUGGUCUU